AUGGAGAUAACUCCAAGUUCUCAAAAGGAAGAUAUGGACUGCCAAGAGUUGACUUUAGGUGUAAAAUCAGUGAUGUUGACACCAAAACCAAAUAGUGAGUUUCUAACAGGACCAGCAUUGGCUAGUGUCAAAUUUUCAAAUUUGUGUCCUGAAUCACAGCAACAAGAUGUAAAAACUUUGGAGUUUACUCCAGAGCCAAAGUUGCAAAGUAUAAAACAUCUGAAAUUGUCUUCAGUGUCUCUGCAGCAAACUGUAAAAUCUGUGGAGUUAGCACCUAAGUCACUGCCUCAAAAACAGAAAUCUGGUAACCAAACUCCAAGAAGUGAUCAAACCACAGAAUCCUCUGAAGUUAUCUCUGGCCCAGGGAAACAGAUUGUAGAAUAUUCAGAGAUGAUCCCAAAGCCAAAUCAGCAAGUCCCUACAACUGUGAAUUUUAAUUCAAUAUCAAUUUACCAAGCCCCAGAAUCUCCAGAAAUGACACAAGAGUUGGCACAAAAAGACACAGAAACUGUGGAGAAAUCUGUGGGAUUGACCUCAAAGCCAACAGAUAAAGCCACAGAAUUUUCAGAAAUGCCUCUACAGCUAGAUCUUCAAGUACCAGAAUCUGUUGAUCUGGCUUCGGUGCUAAGGGAUCAAGGCUCAAGAUCCUUAAAAUUAACCUCAGAGAAAAGCUACCAAAUCCCAGAAACUCUGGGGAUGCUCUCUCAAUCAUGGCCUCAAGUUAAGGAUUUGGGGGAGUUAUAUAUAAAACCAUUACAGCAAGUUAUAGAACCUGAAGGGAUGAUCCAAGAAUUUAAGCAUCAUGCUACAGAAGACAUAGGGUUGAUCUGUGAAGCAAGGUUGCAAGGGAAAGAAUUUCUUGGAACAAUCCCAAAGACAAUAAGUCAAACUACUGGAUAUGCUGAGAACUCUCCAAAGCACUAUCCUCAAACCUUAGAACCUGUGGGGAUGAUCUCUGAGAAAAGAAUGCAAAGGGAAAAAACUGAAAUAUCAUUGCCAAAGCCAUCAUAUCAUGUCCCAGAUUCUGCUUCAGGGAUGACACCAUGGCUAGGACACAUUCAAGGUCCUGAAUCUGUGGAGCUUACUUCUGAGGAACCUAUGGAAUUAACCCCAAAGUCACAACAUCAUGUGGGAUCUUUAGGAAUAACAUUAGGGUUAGGAGAUAAAGUCCCAGAAUCUGUAACUCUGAUCUCUAAGCCAUCACUGGAAAUAGAGGAAUCUUUAAAGUUGGCUCCAAAGCAAAAAAGUCAAGUUGUGGGACAUGCAGAAUCUAUAGAGCUCAACUCUGAGACAUGGCAGCAAGAUAAGGUAUCAAGUGGGCUAACAAAGUCACAGAAUCAAAGAAGGAAAAAUUCAGGGAUAGCUCCAGCAGGACCACCGAGUCAAAUUAUAAAAGGUAAGAAGAUUAGUCCAAAACCACUGGAUCAUGUCACAUCACAGAUUCAAGUUGCUCAAUCAGUAGGGGUGAUGCCAGCAGCUCCCCCCAAAGUUGUAGAAUCUGUGAAAGUGACCCCUAGGCCACCACUUAAACAUGCGGAGUCUGUGGCAACACCAGGGCCAAAACCUCAAAUGGCAGAAAAUAUUGAGUUGACUACAAAACAUCAAGACAUAAGAUCUUCAGAGUUGACCUCAAGCCCAUGGUUACAGAAUAUGAAAUAUAAAGAAUUAAUCACAGAGCCAACACAUCAAAUUUUGGAAAAGAUUGUGUUAACCCCAGGGCCAUUGUAUCAAAUUGUAAAAUCUGAGGAAUUAGCACCAGGACCAGUUCCUCAGGUUGUAGGCACAAUAGGAGUAGCCAGGGGAUCAGAGAUUUAUGUAAUGGAUUAUUUGGAUUUAGUCCCAAUGCCUUAUCUUCAAGAACUGGCACAACCUGUAAAAUUAACUCCCAGGCCAAGUAUUCGAGUGAUGUCUGCAGAAUUAGCCUCAAAACAAACAUCUCCAUUUGAGGAACCAACAAUAUUGACUCAUGAGCAAAAGUUGACGCCUGCAAAAUCCUCAGAGAUAAAAACAGAAUCUCCUAAAGUUAUGAAAUCUGAGGAUUUGAAUCAAGGACAGAUGUGUCAAAAUUGGGACUCUAAGGAAUCAAUGUCAGAAGAAGAGUCACAAGUAAGUGAUUUUUUCUUAGAGUCCCUAAACAGCUCUUCAACCCCACUCAUUUCAAGUUCUGUCAAAACAUCUGAAUUAGGAAGCCUUUGGGGUUCUGGGAUCUCAGAAGUAUCAAGAGCUUUGGAUAUGAAGAACCUUGGGACAUAUAUUUUGCAGCCAGAAGAGUCCUAUUCUGACUCUGUUAUGAUGCAGCCAUCAUCUCUUCUCUGGGACCUUCAAAAUGAACCCUCUGAUAAUAUAGUGGACAUUGUGGAAACCCCACAUCCUGAGACUGUGGGAGUGGAUAUCACAUCUAAGGAGAUAACUAAGAAGCAGCAGAUGGAGAAGUCAGAGGACUCACUCCAGAACUAUUCCCAACAUCCAUUACGAAGCCGGAGAUCACCAUCUGGGACUUUCCAGGGAAGAUCAGGGUCUCAAAGAGGUUCUGCUCGGCCUUUCUUGGGCAGACAACAGAAUGUCUGGGAGAAUCAUGUCAAUAGGCAGCGACUACCUAGAAAAUAUCUCUCUGCUAUGCUAAUGCUAGGGAAUGUCUUGGGGACGACUAUGGAAAAGAAGCUUUGUUCUCGAAUAUGUUUAGCAGAAAGAGCCACUACAGAUAUCUGUAAGUCUAUUCAGAAUUUAUUUGGGGUUCCAGCUGAACUGAUGGAAUUUUCCCAGAGCCUGCUAGAGAAUGGUCCAUGUACUAUUUCACAGCAUUCAGUGGUCAAAAGUUACAUUCAGAGACAUACUUUAUGCCACAGUCCUGAUCAAAGAGGGACUCUAAGGAUGUGGACACGUGGUUCCACGGCUUCCAUAAUACGGCAAUACUCUGGGACCAGAUUGGGCACAAAGAAAACAGACUCAAAGCUCAGUAAUAUAUCCCAGGAAGUCACUCAGCAUAUGCCUAUCUCAUAUGCCGAGGGCCAGCUUCCUGCCCUAGCAAAGUCAGAGUCUUCUAUCAAGAUAUAUUAUAAUAGGGAGGAUCCUAUUUCCCAGGAAGAGAGUGAAAACACACAGAGUGAUUCACACAGAAGAAUUUUUAAGUCCCAACACUCCUUCAAGCCAAGUUAUCUUUCUCCGGUCAAGACUGACUUUUCAGAACAGUUUCAAUUGCUACAAGAACUGCAGCUAAAAAUAGCAGCAAAACUCUUAAGGAGUCAAAUACCCCCCAAUGUGCCUCCACCUCUAGCUUCAGGUCUUGUCCUAAAAUACCCUAUCUGUCUACAGUGUGGCCGAUGUUUAGGAUUUAAUUGCUGUCAUAAAAUACACACCACUUUGGGGCCUUAUCUUCUUAUCUAUCCACAGAUCCACCUUGUAAGUACUCCUGAAGGCCAUGGUGAGAUUCGGUUGCAUCUUGGCUUUAGGUUGCGGACUGGAAAAAGAUCCCAAGUUUCAAAGUAUCAUGGAAGAAGCAGACCCAUGACACCAAAUAGUCCUAUAGCACCAUCAAAAAGGAAAGCUAAAAUUUAUACUCCAGUUUCUAAGAAUCCUACUCCCACGAGAGAUUUCCAGUCUAGAGCUUUCCAGUCCCCUGCUCCUGUACAAGUCUAUAGCAAACAAAGGCAAUGGGGUAGCCCUGGUCUAGUAGGAAAGACAGAAAUUGGAGAGUUUGGGCAGUAUGAAUUGUCUCAUGUGCACUCCCUAUCAGAGAGUGACUCUGUAAGCUGCUAUCAGGAUGAAACAUGGGCUCGAGUGAGAACCCAAAAAUCCUGGGAUUCAAAAUUUCCAGUGAAGAGAAUCAACAAAGGAACACCAAACACAAACACUGGAGCCACAAUACAGAGUCCCUCUAAGGAAUUCCCAGCCCCUUUAAAAAGAAAGAGGACUGUAGUAGCUCAUACAAGUUCUGCUUCCUUAAGAAGACCAAUUAAGAAAUCCCCCCAGCCCAAGUUCCUGCGACUGCUCUUUCAGGGCCUCAAGCAGGCAUUCCAAACAGCAUGCAGAAUGAUAGCUUCUUUUGGACAGAAGCCUGAGGACAGGACCAGGCCAGAUGAUCUGUGGUCAAGCAAAAGCUAUGAUUCAAAACAAAAAGCCAGAGACUACUGUUUACCAAAAGAUAAAAAAGGAGACGGGACACCAGUUAUCAAGCAAAGGCCACCUAGUCCAAGCACUAAGAAGGAGGACAUAUUGUUGGAGGACACAAACCAAAGCAAAUCCGCCCCACAGUCACAAACAGAGAGCCCUUGCCCAUCCAGACCUCUCCAGCUGCCCAAGCCCACAGUGUCCCAAAGAGAGGUCACUUUACAAACUGCUACUUUCAGGCAGACUUUGGGUGUAGUUCAAAAUGACAGCAGCAGCAGUGCCAAGAAAACCCUCCAUAAAGAUGAAAUUUCCAGUCAGAAGCCCAAGAAUUUGCUCAAAUCCGAAACCAGACUUCAGGUGAAGAGAAACCGGAAAGGCCCUCACAAGGAGGCCAGCUGCCACCAGGGGGACAGAACCCCGCAGAACGCCCCUGACAAGAGCCAGCGCAGCCCUUCCCACAGAACCCUUUCCAGUGUCUCUGAGAGGAGCCAUCAGGGACUCUCAGAGGGGACACAUCGCAGUCCCUUGAAGAGGAGCCAUCACGAUGCCCCAGAGAGGAGACGCCACAGUCUCUUAGACGGGAGUCAGCAAAGCUCCUCAGAGAGGCCACCUCACAGUCCCUCAGAGAAGAACCAUGUCAGUCCCUCAGAGGUGGUAUGUCCCAGUCCCUCAGAGAGGAGCCGUCCCAGUCCCUCAGAGAGGAGCAUUUGCAGUCCUUCAGAGAGAAAGCAGCAUAGACCCUCAGAGAGGAGCCCUCGCAGAGCCUCAGGGAGAAAACAUCACAGUUCCUUAGAGAGACGUCGAAGUACCUCAGAGAGGACUCAGCGCACUCCCUCCGAGAGGAGCCGUCGCAGUACUUCAGAGAGGAGCCAUCCCAGUACCUCAGAGAGGAGCCGUCGAAGUACCUCAGAGAGGAGUCGCCAAAGUACCUCACCCAGGAGCCACCGCAGUUCCUCAGAGAGAAAACGUCACAGUCCCUCAGAGAAGAGGUGUCGCAGUCCCUCAGAGAGGAGACUUCGCAGUCCCACAGAGAGGAGCCGUCGAAGUACCUCAGAAAGGAGCCCUCGCAGUCCCUCAGAGAGGAGCCGUCGCAGUCCCACAGAGAGGAGCCGUCGAAGUACCUCAGAAAGGAGCCCUCGCAGUCCCUCAGAGAGGGGCCUUCGCAGUGCCACAGACAGGAGACGUCGCAGUCCUCGCAGUCCCUCAGAGAGAAGACGUCGCAGUCCCUCAGGGAGGAGCCGUCGCAGUCCCUCAGGGAGGAGACGUCGCAGUCCCUCAGAGAGGAGAAGUCCCUCAGAGAGGGGCCGCCGUCGCAGUCCCUCAGAGAGGAGCCGUGGUAACUUCUCUAAGCUAUCCUUUGGCAGUCCCCCUGGGAUAAGAGGACACAGUCCUUCUGGGAGAAGCCAUCACAGUCCCUUUGAGCUGAGGCAACACAGGCCCUCUGAGAGGAGCAAGCAUCGCCACCCUGAGAGAAGCGACCACAGUGCCACUGACAGGACCUGUCACCGUCCCUCUGAGAGAAGUCAACGUCGUCAUUCCAAGAGGAGACACCGCGGUCAUUCUCAGAGAAGACACCGUGGUCACUCUGGGAGGAGACACCGCGGUCACUCUGGGAGGAGACACCGCAGCCACUCUGAGAGGAGACACAGCAGCCACACGGAGGGAAUCCAUCAGAAUCUCCCCAAAGAGAGGCUCAAGCACAGCUCCCCUAAGGAGAGGCCCAGACAUAGUUUGUCUAAAGAUUCCAAGAGUUACUCAGCCAUGCCUCCCGCAGACCCAAACGACAACUUCAAAAGCAAGACGAGUUUGGAGGCCCGAAGCUAGUAGAUGAGGAGAGCUCUGCCCCUGCUAUAAAUCGUCUUCCUUGAAUUUUCACCCUUUCCCGGCUUCUUUCCUGCUCAGCCACUGCCUCCAAUUCCUGCACCCUCAGCAAUGAAAGGGCUGCUUGAUCUCUCUACCUGGGGGAGGGGGACAGAGAAUGAGUCUGUAAUUUCUCUAAGAUCA
This is a messenger RNA of Urocitellus parryii (Arctic ground squirrel), 6111 nucleotides long. Lineage: Eukaryota; Metazoa; Chordata; Mammalia; Rodentia; Sciuridae. The record is from RefSeq and is a predicted model, not a curated record.